Molecule: messenger RNA, 2286 nt
Organism: Centruroides sculpturatus (bark scorpion)
Lineage: Eukaryota; Metazoa; Arthropoda; Arachnida; Scorpiones; Buthidae
Product: large proline-rich protein BAG6-like
Exons: 11
Coding region: 167-2056 (629 amino acids)
Cellular component (GO): BAT3 complex
Molecular function (GO): polyubiquitin modification-dependent protein binding; misfolded protein binding
Source: RefSeq, a predicted model, not a curated record
ACAAAAAUUUUGAAAUUUUUUAUUUUAAGUAGAGUAUUUUUUCUAGCCUGCUUCAGCCACAACAGAAGCUUCUGCUGCUGCUGCUACUGCUACAAACACUACCACAACUGCUAAUACAAGUUCAACUUCUAGUUCCACCACUACAAAUUCCUUUUCUGGACCAUCAAUGUUUUCCAAUGCAUCUUCAUUAUUUGGUAGUCAGAGUCCAUUGAUGUUUAUGGAAGUUGGACCAAAUUCUAUUACCAUUGACAGUAUAUCUGCCACUGUUGUUAGUCAGGCCGAACAUGUUGGCUUGACAACCGCGUCAAGUUCUACAACAAGCACAACCUCUACAACUGAAAGCAGUCAACCACAGUCGCAUAGAGGUGCCACAACUAACACUACACCUUCUGGAACCACAGGUCCUCGUAUAUCCCAAGACAGUGGUAUCAAUUCUGUCAGAAACUUCGCAUCACUUUCCAUGCCUCUUUCUAAUAUGGGUGGCGGCUUUUCUCUAUUCGAUCCGUGUCUUCCUUGCAACUCUUGUUGGGCAUUGCCAUCCGUUCCCAGAUCUAGAAGAUUCAGACCCGUAAGAACACGAAUGGUUCCGCGUGAAUCUGAGCAAGAGAGGCAUUCUAAUGUCCAAAUGUUUGAAUCAGAACUUCGAAACAUGGGACGUCACCAGGCUUCCACUGAUGAGACUUUUACGUCACUGUUACAAAUGGUAGCUGGUGCAGCUGGUCCUCGACCAAACAGGAUGACUAUUGGACAGCUAUCCUCUCUUUCAUUAGAUGGUAGUGCAGCAUCUAGUCAGAAUAUUAUCUGGGAUUUAUUUGCUAGAGUGGUCAAUUCACUAACAGAACACGAUCUCAUUGAAAUAUUUGUUGGUCGUCCCGAGCCAUUGGAACAUGUCAGAGUUGGCUUACAAGAUUUUAUUCGGCAAAGGUUAUUAAAUGGUCAGGAAGAAACAAAUGAAAACAUCAAUUCAGCAAUUGACAGUGUGAUCAGUCAGUUACAAGAACUAAUUCAGGGAUCAGCUAGAGAUGCUAACGUGAAACCCGACAUUGAUUUUGUGGCAACAAUUAACACUUUCUUGAGGCAAAAUUUGCGCCAAUUGAUCACUUUUGUUUUGCAUCCACCUGAAGGGUCCAGUUUUGCCGUGUACCUUUAUACCAUGUGUCGUACCAUAAUAUCCGAGUUCAUCAUUCUUACCAUACAUUGUUCGGUAGAUGGCAUAACAUCUCUACAACGUAUUUUUGAAGGCAGAGUUAGACAAUACGCCAAUCAUCUACGUCCAGUUCUGAACUGGUUGACUACGUUAGGUGCCUCAGAGUUUCAUACAAUGUUGGCCAACAUUAGCAUAACGGCAGAACAAGUAGAACAUUAUGUAGUGAAUGUGUCGAAAGAAACAAGUGAUGAGGCAACACCACUUCUUGCAGCAAAUUCAGAAAGUAAUGCAUAUAAUUCCGGUUUGGAGAUGAUGGAAGACGAUACUACAUCCAAUGAAGUUGCUCAGAGUGAUGUGGCAUCUGGAAGUGUAGAAAUGGCCACUAAAGAAAGUUCACCAGAGUUAAUGGAAGCAGAGAGCAUACAAGAAAUAAAUCAAAACAACUUUGAGGGUGCAACAUCUGCAACGGGUUUAUACGGCUCGUUAUCAGAUGACGAAUUGGGUGAAGUUACAAUAGGUUCUGAACCUUGGCAUGCAUCUGUACCAAAGGAAUGGGUUCCAAUCAUCACUCGUGACAUUAGGCGACAACGUCGGCAGGCUCCUCAGCCUCCAUUUAGCGAUGCCUAUUUGAACGGAAUGCCUUCGAAACGAAGACGAAUGAUGCCAAAUAAUACAAUUGGAGCAAUUCAGACCAUCUUGCCCGAAGCCAUACAGAGAGCGGUUAGAUCAGUUAACGUACAGCCCAUUACCAGUAUGGAGGAAUUGCGUCGGGAUGCCGUGCAAGACACGUCUUUACACAAUGCUUACAGAGAACAAGUAAAGUGUGCCAUACAGGAUCGCAUACGCAACGAUUCGGACUAUAUACCCGAAAGAUUUCCAAAAACUGAAAAAUAUUUCAACAGAGAAUGAACUGGAUACAACAAAAUAUAGAGCAGACUAUAAUCUUAUUCAUAUUUAAGACUUUCCAUUUUUACUAUACACGUAACAUUUGGAUCUUGAAGCAGCGAGGCAAAAUUGCACGGUUUUAUUUUAAUUGUUUCUUCGAUGUACGAGAAUUUAUUAGUAAUAUUCAAAAAUAAAGGAAGUUAUCCAAAAAUCGGAAGGCUUUGGUCUCUUUAAUUUAUCUUCUACAAUAAUCC